Anopheles marshallii is the source of this 303-nucleotide messenger RNA. Its product is annotated as protein extra-macrochaetae-like. Gene Ontology annotation, cellular component: cytoplasm; nucleus. Bases 1 to 303 code for a protein of 100 amino acids. Lineage: Eukaryota; Metazoa; Arthropoda; Insecta; Diptera; Culicidae. Gene Ontology annotation, molecular function: protein dimerization activity; transcription regulator activity. The transcript has a single exon. The record is from RefSeq and is a predicted model, not a curated record. Gene Ontology annotation, biological process: cell differentiation; circadian regulation of gene expression; negative regulation of transcription by RNA polymerase II.
AUGAAAGCCAUCACUGUGAACUGUGCUACGGGUGCUUCGGUUCCCUCAAUCGUAGGUGGCCGUGUGCGGCAACGCCAUCGUCGGGAAUGUGAAAACGAUCCGGAAAUUCAAGUGUAUCUUGCGAAGCUCAAGGAUUUGGUACCGUUCAUGGACAAAACGAACCGUAAGGUGUCUAAGCUGGAGGUGAUACAAAACGUUAUCGACUACAUCUGCGAGCUUCAGAAUACGCUAGCAGAUGCGGACGUUUCGACGGCCCCUGAUUCCCGGGAUACUCCAGCAAAUAAGAGCAAUACCUGUGAAUAG